AUAAAGAGAGAGGUUAGAGAGGAUUAUAAAGGUGUCACGCCCAUACUUGUCUCUCGCCAUUUCGUGCGCUCUGUUUGUUGGAACGAAGGGGUUGGCGUGGUGGAGAGCAGGGAUCUCUUGGAUCGAUCGGUGAUGGCAGUGGAAGCCAUGGUUUUCGCCUCCGAUUUCGGGAAUCGAGGGAUGGAUGAACUCCAGGUCGUGCAUCAAGAUGCUUGCAAUCUUCUGCAACUCGGUAGCAAUGGCGAUGGGGGAGGAAAGCUUCUGCUGCUGCAGCAGCAGCAGCAGCAGGCGGCGCAAAUCGUGUUCGAUCGAACGAUGGUGAGCGACUGGCAGAGCGAGCUCACCUGCAACGCCUCGAAUCUGGGAAAGCGCGCGCGGGUGGAAUCUGGGGCUUUGCCGUGCCACAGCCGAAUCUCGGCGACGCCGAUUUUUCCUUAUCUUGCGGCUCCGAAGAAGGUAGCUGGAGUCGUGCCUGAGCUUCUUGCGCAGAGUCGAUUGCUGGAAUCGGGAGGGACUUCCACCAGUGGCCGGCACGCUUCGAUGCCUCAGCCCGUUUCUUCUUCUGUACAAGAUCUCGUUUCUCUUCUCUACCAACAGAACCUGGAAGUCGAUGCGCUCGUUCGGCUACAGAACGAGCGACUGCGUUGUGAAUUGGAGGAGAUGUCUAACAGGCAUUGCCGGACGAUUAUCUCGGUGUGUGUGCACCGAGCAGCGAAGCAGUUGAUGGAGAAGGAAGCCGGGUUGCAGAGCGCCAUCCGCCGGAAUGCGGAGUUGGAGGAGAAGGUACGGCUAAUGAGCGCGGAGAACCAUCUGUGGUUCGACAUGGCCAAGAACAACGAAGCCAUCGUCAGCAAUCUCAGGACAACUCUCGAACAAGCCCUGCUCGACGGCACCGUCCGCCGUAACAUCAACGACGAAUCCUUGGACUUUCCAGCCGACGACGCGCAGUCAUGCUGCAACGAAGCAGACCGCGCCGCUCCCGCCGCCGUCUCCACUGCUCCGUCGCUAGAAUCCCGUCGGGCCAAACCAUGCAAAGUUUGCGGCGAGAGGGACGUUUGCAUGCUUCUGCUUCCCUGCCGUCAUCUCUCUCUCUGCGAGGCGUGCGAGUCCGUCACCGCCGCAUGUCCCAUCUGCGGCGCCACCAAGAACCGCAGCCUGGAAGUCCUCAUGUGUUGACGAACCUCCGGCGGCUGCGCACGAGCUCCGCUUUUUUUUUUUUCCUCCGGUGUUUCCCGUCUCUCCGGCUGCGCAAUUUGUUCAUACCAUUUUUUUCCCUCUCUAGCAAUUUCCUUAUUCUCAUGGUAGCAGCGUCUGUGGCUCUGUCCCUCGCCCUUCAUUAUCGCCGGAGUUAAACUGCACUGUUGGUUUACACUUUCGUACUAAUUUUGCUGAAUUUAUCUUUCUUUAA
Molecule: messenger RNA, 1408 nt
Organism: Zingiber officinale
Lineage: Eukaryota; Viridiplantae; Streptophyta; Magnoliopsida; Zingiberales; Zingiberaceae
Product: probable BOI-related E3 ubiquitin-protein ligase 2
Exons: 3
Coding region: 133-1176 (347 amino acids)
Molecular function (GO): ubiquitin-protein transferase activity
Source: RefSeq, a predicted model, not a curated record